This is a messenger RNA of Labrus mixtus (cuckoo wrasse), 1999 nucleotides long. It is a transcript of the gene cpox, whose product is annotated as coproporphyrinogen oxidase. The record is from RefSeq and is a predicted model, not a curated record. The transcript has 7 exons. Gene Ontology annotation, cellular component: cytoplasm; mitochondrial intermembrane space. NCBI's taxonomy places the organism in Eukaryota, Metazoa, Chordata, Actinopteri, Labriformes, Labridae. The coding region runs from base 98 to 1429 and encodes 443 amino acids. Gene Ontology annotation, molecular function: coproporphyrinogen oxidase activity.
ACACGCAGGUACAACAACUUCUGAUGUUUUGAGUAAGUACAUUGUAACAAUUAAAGGCCGUGAAGCACAGAGGAAAUAGCGAGUACUUAUUCUACAAAUGGCCACCAUUGUCUUUUGUUCAGUAAAUAAAACGACUCAAACUACCGCGAGACGAUGUUUAUUAGCACCUUUAAAGAGGCUUGUUAGAGCAGGAGAGUCGCAUUCGUCACCUGCCUUGCUUCCGGGAACGAGAUGGUUGCGGUUCAUGUCCCAUGGGACCGCGGGGAGAACCGCAGCCGGGAGAACCAGAAGGGGAGCCCUGGCGCUCACUGGGGCCGCAGCGGUGACUGCAGCAGCGGUAGUAGCGGGGGUUUUGGCCAACGCUAACCACUUCCAGCGUGCUGAAAUGGCAACGAAAGUAUCACCAGCCGCUGAGGAGAGGGAGCAAGAGGGGGAUAUUUUGGAGAGAUGCCGGGAAUUCAUGUCUCCUCCGGUGUCCGACGUCGCUGUACUGCAGGAGAGGAAAGGGGAAAUGUGUACUAGGAUGGAGAUGCUGAUCAUGCAGACCCAGGCCGAGUUCUGCAAAGCCCUUCAGGAGGUGGAUGGUGGGACCUUUAAGGUGGACAGGUGGCAGAGGAAGGAAGGGGGAGGAGGAAUCAGCUGUGUUAUGCAAGAUGGAAAGGUGUUUGAGAAGGCAGGUGUCAAUGUGUCAGUGGUGUUUGGACACCUGACCGAGGAGGCCGCCAAGCAGAUGAGGAGCAGAGGGAAGGUCCUCAAAGGGAAAGAUGGUAAGCUGCCGUUUUGUGCCAUGGGUGUGAGCUCUGUUAUCCACCCCAAGAACCCCCACAUCCCCACAGUGCACUUUAACUACAGAUACUUUGAGAUCGAAGAGGAAGAUGGCUCUAAGCAGUGGUGGUUUGGCGGAGGCACAGACCUGACGCCAAUUUAUAUGAAUGAAGAAGAUGCUUUUCACUUUCACAACACCCUGAAGGAGGCAUGCGACAAACACCACUCGCAGUACUACCCUGACUUCAAGAAAUGGUGUGACAGGUACUUCUACAUCAAGCACAGAGGAGAGACUCGGGGUAUAGGAGGGAUCUUCUUCGAUGACUUGGACUCUCCAAGUCAAGAGGAGGCAUUCAGCUUUGUUAAGAGCUGCGCUCGCACUGUGGUGCCCUGCUACCUGCCCAUUGUAUACCAACAUCUUAAUGACUCCUUCACUGACGAAGAGAAGGACUGGCAGCAGGUGCGACGAGGAAGGUAUGUGGAGUUUAACCUGGUGUACGACAGGGGAGUGAAGUUCGGCUUGGCCACACCCGGCUCCAGAAUUGAGAGCAUCCUCAUGUCCCUCCCUCUCACGGCCAGGUGGGAGUACAUGCAUGAGCCUGCCAAAGGUACCCGGGAGGCCGGCAUGCUCGAGGUGCUACGAAACCCCAAGGAAUGGGUGUGAGCACACUAUUAACAGGUUUACAUGUCAGUAUGGACAGCCAGGAAAUCAUCUGUGUUGUUAUUAAUAAUGGUGAGACCUGUUAUGAUAUAUAUCAGCAGCAGGUAACAGAUUACUGUGUAAUAUGAAUUUGCAUUGCACUUGUCUAAAGAGUUCUUUAAUCGAUACCGGUACUUUUCUCUCUUUCUUGUUUGCCUUUUAUUUUGUGAAAGCAGUUUUGUUGACACUUGUAUACUCUGGGAUCACAUUGCUGCUCCUAAUAAGAAUUUUCAUUUGAAUGACUGAGCUUUGUGUCAUGGCACACCGCAUGACACGACCAAAUAAUGUGACUAUUGUACCUGCUCUGAGGACGCCCCCAUUUGAUGAAGUCCCACUUCAGAGAAGUGUUUAUGUAAAACACUAGUGUGUGGUUUUUUUUCUGAGCCCUACUCUACUUUAAGCAGGCAGAGCUCUUCUCUCCUCUUACAAAGCACUCAAAGAGAAAAAGGGACAAACUGAGCUCUGUAUGUUUGUAUGUGUGCCAAUGCUUGUAAAAAAAAUCUGAAUAAAUCUUGUUUUAAUGAUUUAUUUAAA